AUGGCAGACCCCAGCUCACUCUUGGUCACUGAUGGGGCAGUGCUGAGUCAGGCUGAAGUUGAUCAAUAUAUCCUCUCUGGCUUGGCUGAAGUGGAUGCAUGUGAGUUGGGGUUCACAAGGAAGUAUGACCUCAUCCCAUCCAUCGUCUGCUCAGUAUGCCUUUUGUUAGGCCUAAUCUACUGCUUUUUUGGAUACCGCUGCUUUAAGAUGGUCAUGUUCCUGUCAGGCUUCAUGUUUGGAUCUGCGCUAGUCUGCCUGUUGUACCUUAAGGAGCCUGUGCUGGAUACCCAGUUGACUAUGGAGACCAAAGCAGGUAUCCUCCUGGGAGUGUCUGUACUCUGUGCCCUGGUAACUAUGCUGGUACAGACUGUGGGGCUCAUCAUUACUGGCCUAGAGCUGGGGUUUCUGCUCACCCUUGCCAACCUACUGGUUGUCAGACAGUUUUACAGUCUUACCCCACUAUGGGUGCCUCUCGGUGCCCUCCUAGCCACGAGCACCUUUUGUGCCACUCUCACACUGCAGUGGCAGAAACUAUUCACUGUGCUCGCCACGGCUGCAGUCGGAGCCGCUGUGGUGAUGGCAUGCGUGGACUACUUUGUAGAGACGUCUCUGCUGGCUGGCCAUGCGUACGACAUCCUGUCUCAGGUUCCCCCUCGGCCCCUCUGCUGGUACAGCUGGGUUAUAACAGGCGUGUUUCCUCUAUUUAGUCUGAUGGGGGUAAUGGUGCAAUUGAUGCUCACUGCCAAAGGACUGUCACACACAGAAGUACCUGUCAGUGGACGACAAAGACAGGUCCAACUGAUGCGAAUCAGACAGAGAGAUGCCCAGAGACGACCCCAGCUGGGCACUUACCGCCAUCGCAAGCCUCCAAUUCUAAAGCGUUAUGCUGGAGACAUCCUGGCCCCAAGUUACAUCCAGAGCCUUCGUGACCGCCAGAUGGGUACAGGCUCCUCUAGCAGCAGCAUCAUCAGCAACAGCACAGUCAACCACACCACGAUAGACUUCGACUUUGAGACAGGCUUCAUGGUUCCCCUGAAUGCCUCCUCCCUAGUCUACAGGGUCUGAGGGACGAACACCAAAUAGUAGGCAUCACCUCCCAGUUCCACUAAGAUGCCCAACACCUCUCUCCAGCAGACAAUUCAUACACUGCUGUAAAAAGAAAAACAGACUGUCUCAAGAAUCAAGAGAUUCAGCCAACUAAUUCACCUUGUUGUUUUGUUUAUUAUUCUGUCUUUGUAAAGGUAUCUGACAGUCAAUCGUAAUAUAACCAUUGAUCAUUCCUCAAAUAAAUAAAAUUGCUUUAUUUUGGUCA
This is a messenger RNA of Oncorhynchus nerka (sockeye salmon), 1312 nucleotides long. RefSeq names its product transmembrane protein 198-like. Lineage: Eukaryota; Metazoa; Chordata; Actinopteri; Salmoniformes; Salmonidae. The transcript is spliced from 4 exons. The record is from RefSeq and is a predicted model, not a curated record. Gene Ontology annotation, cellular component: plasma membrane. The coding region runs from base 1 to 1065 and encodes 354 amino acids.